Messenger RNA from Xyrauchen texanus (razorback sucker), 6409 nucleotides. It is a transcript of the gene sh3bp4, whose product is annotated as SH3-domain binding protein 4. The record is from RefSeq and is a predicted model, not a curated record. NCBI's taxonomy places the organism in Eukaryota, Metazoa, Chordata, Actinopteri, Cypriniformes, Catostomidae. Gene Ontology annotation, cellular component: cytoplasm. Gene Ontology annotation, molecular function: protein binding. The transcript has 5 exons. The coding region runs from base 407 to 3289 and encodes 960 amino acids.
CGGUGCAAAUUGUAUUAGUGUCUGAACUCAAGCAUUUGCCUCUCAUGUCAUACCCCUAAGAAGUUCCUCUUAAAUAAUAUAUGCUAGUACUACAGCAUUAAUGUUUUAUUUAAAUAGAAUGAACAUGAUUUAAUAUGUAAAUUAAAUUCCUCCUCAACAUGUAUAUUUUGAAAUCUGUGUGUACUUCAAUUUAACAGGGUGCAGUUUUCAGGCAGAUAGCCUACUGCUUUUAACUCUGAUCUGAGGGAUGCCUGGAAGUCUGCUUGACAAAAAAGUUUUAACAGGAAUAUUGCCAAUUCCAUUGCAGUGCUAACUUUUAAGAUCCUAUGGAAGGCCACUAAUCUCUUACACUGGAUAUGAACAAUGGAAAGAAAAACCUGAGUGAAGUUACUUAGGAAAACACACCAUGGCUGCCCAUCGCAUUCGAACAGCAAACAACAACACCAUGCUCCCUCGCUGCAAAUCUGAGGGCACACUGAUUGAUCUCAGUCAAGGAGUAUCAGAGGCUACCCUCACAGAUGUUAAAGUGCCUUCACCUAGUGCCUUGCGACUGGAUGCUACUGCCUCAUUUGCCACUGUCAGGGAAGUCAUUGCCAUUAAGGAUUACUGUCCGUCUAGCUUUACCACUCUGAAGUUCUCUAAGGGAGACACUCUUUAUGUUCUGGAUACAUCUGGUGGAGAGUGGUGGUAUGCACACAACAGCAAAGAGAUGGGCUAUAUCCCAGCUGCCUACGUCCAACCAAUCAAUUAUCGAGAUUCCUCAUUUAUUGAUUGUGGCAUGAUUGACAGCCUAGGUGAUAUCUCUGAGGGAGCCAAAGAAAUGGACCUCUCUGGGGAGUGGAAAGGUUCCUCAAAAACCACAGAAUCUCAAAAUGGAAAUCCUUUUGCUAAUAAAAGGAUGUCUACUAACCCUUUCCUAAAUGAAGCACUUCAAACCACAGCUGACCAAAACAGUAACCAGAAUUCUGCAAGUGUUUUGUUUUUUGAUAAACUCUCCCCUCCUAUAUCAAACACUAGCAGCACUAUUAAUAUAAAUGGCUUUGGGAGCGGGCUACUUGACACAAACAUUUACAGCCGCAGCUCGGGGAUUGGUCCAAAUCUUCGCAGAGACAAUCCAUUUUUUAAGAGCAAGCGUUGCUACAGCAUGUCAGAACUGUCGGUCCUGCAGUCCCUGUCUGAUGGACCUCAAGCGUCCUUGAGUUUUUUUGGUGGCAUGAAAUCACCCAAACCUGAGCAUUAUCAGAGUCGAGAGGAUUUCAAAACGGCAUGGUUAAACCACCGUAAACUUACACGAUCCUGCCAUGAUCUGGACUCAAUAGGACAAAACCCAGGCUGGGGGCAAACCCAGCCCAUAGAGACCAACAUCGUGUGUAAACUGGACAGCUCUGGUGGUGCCGUACAGCUACCAAAUACCAGUAUCAGCAUACAUGUCCCUGAGGGCCAUGUUGCACCAUGUGACACUCAACAGAUAUCAUUGAAGGCCCUACUAGACCCACCAUUGGAGCUCAACAAUGAUAGAUGUACUACAGUAAGUCCAGUGGUGGAAGUCAAACUCAGUAACAUGGAAACCAAGACACCUGUCACUUUAGAGAUGAAAGUGUCCGUUGUGGUGAAGAUAGAGAGCCGCAAAACGGCCGAGGUUGUGUGUGUCAGAAGUGACUGCAAAGAAGGGCCUUAUGUCCCAAUUCCACAUGAAUACAUGUACGGAGACACAGUCCAAGUUACUCUGGAUAAUUUAGAGCCAUGCAUGUACAUUUCUGUGGUUGCCCAAGCCCAGGUGGUGGCCCCGUACAACACAGUCUGGGAGCAUGUCGUAAAAAAGGUCACUCUUGGGGUGUAUGGGCCAAAACACAUUCACCCAUCCUUUAAGAUGGUGGUUGCCAUUUUUGGGCACGACUGUGCCCCAAAGACAUUGAUAGUGAGUGAUGGAAAAAAACACUCACAGUCUACUCCACCUGUAGUCCUGCAGCUCUGGGGGAAGCACCAGUUUGUCCUUGCAAAUCCUCAAGACCUUCAGGUUGGUGUGUAUUCUAACAUGUCCAAUUUUGAAGUGAGAGCCAAUGAACAGGCCAGGAUUGUGAGGGGUUUUCAAAUCAAACUUGGCAAAAUGGGCCGUCUUGUCUACAUGAUUGCAGCCCGUGAUCCUGCUGACAUUUCAGACUUUACUUUGCGGGUUCAGGUUAAGGAUGUUAAUGACUGCAUCCUUGCCCAGUUCUGUGUUCAGACCCCACCGCCUCUUCCAAAGACAAACACAAGUAACUCUGUGAGACGUUUCCUAAAGAAAAAAGAAGUUAACAAAAUUGUAUUGUCUCCUCUUGCAUCGACUGCAAAGUACCCUGUGUUUCAGGACAGACUUGUCAAAAACCUGAAAUUUGCUAAGUUGCUGAAAACUGUUAUAAGGCAGUCCAAAAGCCAGUAUUUGCUGGAGUACAUUAAAGGUGAUGUAGUGGCACUUCUGAGUGAGGAAAAAAUUAAACUUAAAGGACAUUUAUGGACCAAAGACUGGUACAUUGGAUACUAUCAUGGAAGAAUUGGAUUGGUCCAUGCUAAAAACAUUCUUAUCAUGGGAAAAGUGAAACCUUCACAUAACCAAGGGCCUGAUCUUACGACUGCAAUACUUUUAGAGCAGAUCCUCAAGCCCUGCAUGUGCCUGACUUAUGUCUAUGCAUCAGUGCGAACUAUAAUAAUGGAAAAUGUUGCAAGUUGGAGAGCUUUUGCAGAUGCCCUGGGCUAUGUCAACCUGCCUCUGACACACUUCUGUCGGACAGAGCCAGACAGUGAGCCUGAGAAAGUUGCUUCUGUUCUUGAGAGGCUUAAGGAAGACUGCAGUGCAGCUGAGGACAAGGAGAGGAAAUCUUUCCAGAAGGAACUCAUGAAGGCACUUCUGAAGAUGGACUGUCAGGGCUUGGUGGCACGGCUGGUCAUGGACUUUGUGCUGUUGACCACAGCUGUCGAGGUGGAAGGCCGCUGGAGGGAGCUUGCUGAGAGACUGGCCAAAGUGUCCCGGCAGCAGAUGGAAGCAUAUGAAGCUCCUCACAGAGACUGCAGUGGACAGCUGGACAGUGAGGCCAUGUGGAAAACUGCCUAUGACUUCCUGGUCACAUGGGCUGCCCAGAUUGGAGACAGCUAUAGAGAUGUGAUUCAGGAACUUCACACAGGCUUGGACAAAAUGAAGAACCCAAUAACCAAGCGCUGGAGACACAUCACUGGCUCCCUCAUUCUUGUUAACUGCCUAGAUCUCUUACGGAGCUCCGCCUUCAGCACCUCCCAUCAAGAUGAUGCCAUAUAAAUGAGUACCUUAAAGGGUAACUAAACACCUGCUCAGAGUCUGACUCCACCCACUAGAAAUAUUUGAAAAUGCAGGAAAAGUGGGCAGACCCCGGCGGGGAUAGAGGGAACGAACCGAGUGCGGGGCUGAGCGGGGGGGGGUUAUUACUCUAUGUUAUUAUUAUUCCUCACACGGUCGCAAGACGACAUGUACAUGAAUCUGGCGUGGUGAGCUGGAACCUGCUUACGUCAGCUGUCACCGCUUACAUCACGAAGUACCGCAACAGCCAAUAGGAAAAUUCAACUGCAGUAGCCACCGUUCAACCUGAAGAGGGCAGCACUCAGACGUUUUUACACCAUAUAUUGUAGAAUUAAAACACUUUAUACACAAAUGUCAAAAAAAUUACUUGAAUCAAUGACCAGUACUAAUAAAGCCCCAUGCUUACAGAUCAUUAACUAAAAAAAGUUGGUUUAGGGUUUAGUUACCCUUUAAUGACCCUAACUUUUACGAGUAUAUAUAUUUAUAUAUAUAUAUAUAUAUAUAUAUAUAACUAAGAUAUGUUAAGAAUAAAAAUAUAUAUAUAUAUAUUGCUCAAUGCAAAUCUUAAUGAUUUUAUAUUUUGUACAAUAAAUAUACUUUUACAUUGUGUGUUUUUUGUGAUGCCAGCUACACUGUAUGCUAAAAUUGUUUCAAUUUUAAUUUGUCUUGUCAUUGUUUUGACAAACUUAUGCAACAUCAAAUAAUUUAUUUAAAUCCAGAGUUGCAUACAUUUUUGGCCAAGGUCUUCUUGAUGACAGGAGAGUCGUACCACUCCGUAAAGUCUUCUCCUGCACAUCACAAAGACUUUCAAUGGGGUUAAGGUCAGGACUCUGUGGUGGCCAUUUCAUGUGUGAAAAUGAUUCCUCAUGCUCCCUGAACCACUCUUUCAAAGUUUGAGCCCAAUGAGUCUUGGCAUUGUCGUACUGGAAUAUGUUCACGCCAUCAGGAAAGAAAAAAAUCCACUGAUGGGAUAACCUGGUCAUUCAGUACAUUCGUCACCUGACUUCAUUUUACUGCUGCAUAACAUUGCCGAGAUUAGACUUGACCAAUUGAAGCAACCCCAAAUCAUAACACUUGUACAGUGGGCAAUAUGCAUGACGAGUGCAUCGUUUCAUGGGCUUCCCUUCUUACCCUGACAUGCUCACCUCUUUGGAAUAUGAUAAAUCUGGACUCAUCAGAACACAUGACCUUUUUCCAUUGCUUCACAGUCCAAUCUUUAUGCUCCCUAGCAAAUUGAAGUUGUUUUUUUACGAUUAGCCUCAAUAACAAGUGAUUUUCUAAUGGCCACACAACUGUUUAAUCCCAAUCUUGUAAGUCCCUAUCGCAUUGUGCAUGUCGAAAUGCUCUAACUUUCACUAUUAAACAUAUCCGUGAGUUCUACUGUCGUUUUUUUUACGAUGUGACUACACCAAGGGUUUUAUUGAUUUAGAUCACGAUCAUUCAAGAUUUUUUUCCGACCACAUUUCUUCAACGAAGCUGACGGUUCACCACUAUCCUUCCAGGUUUAAAUAAUGUGUUGGACAGUUCUUAACACAAUUUCAGUGAUUUCAGGAAUCUCCUUAACAACUUUUCCACAACUUUUUCCACAACUUGUGUUCUGACAUGGUUAUUUAAGAAAUGAGAAGCUACACACUGCAUCAGUUAUGAUUAAAAGAAUUGUUGCCAGCUGAAAUGUAUUAAUCACUGCAAUAAUGAUCCAAUCUUAUGCUCUUAAGUAUCUGCUUAUUUAAAUCCAAAUGGCGAUUUUUUUUUUUUGGCCAGGUAGUGUAUUAUAUGCCUACUUUCUAUCAUUUUUAGAUGUUUCAGAAGGUUUUUUAAUCAUUUAUUAUUUCUGCUCUAAAAAUGACCUGUUGUUCCUGCUUUUUUAUGUUGAUUUCAGCCACUCCUUGUGAAUGACUUUAAUUAUGGUCAAAAAUAGAAUGUAUAAACAAAAUGAUCAAAAGCAAGCUUGUGCUAUUUGAAUGUGUUUUAGUGCCUAAAAUAAAUGGAAGCGUAAGUAGUAGUUCUAGCAGGAAGACUCUGGAUCCUUACACUUUCAUUCAAUCAGGCAUCUCAUCCAAUCACAUUACAGCCUCUGCUUUAUAAUCCUACACACCUGCCUCUAUUUCUGUUGUUUUCACCCCCUUCCACCCCAUCUCCACCUGUUUAGGUCCCGUUCUGGGCGGGGGUAAGCUCCGCUCCCCUGCCAUCAUCACCUCCAUCAGGAUCUGAUGGUUCAAGCAAGUAUCAUGAGCGCUGAACCUUAAGGUGGAAUUCCAAUCAUCCAGUGUCUGUUUUGAUAGAAUAUAGCAUUUUGUAUGAAAUAGGAUGUUUUUGCUUUUUGUACAGUAAAUGCACAUUAUAUUAUUAGCUUGUACUUUGUUUCAAAGUGAUCCAUCUGAAAAAUGUAUCUGAUAAUGUGAAUGGUCAUGUAUUUUCUUAACUGCUUAGGUGUGUUAUAUCGAUAAGUGAUUUGGACAGAGCACAUUGUUUUUCUUUCUGUGUUAUGUGGACAAUUAAUGUUAGGAUUUACACAGUUUUUGGAGACCUGUACAGAUGUCUCUGUAUCCAGUUUGCAUCUUCCCUAGCUUACAAUUACAAAAUUGUGAUUUAGGUUACUUUAAAGCGAAACUGUUCCCUUUACAUUUUGUUUGACAAAAAUGACUAUGAAAAAACAAUCUCACUGUCUUUAUCGUGGUAUAAGUGCAACAAUUCCCAUUAUUCUAGGCUCUGAAUUAAUUAAAUUGGGAUUCUUGCUGCAAGAUUCACAAACCUUAACUACUUACUUUUUGUGAAUUCCAUUCUUAUCACUUUAGCAUAAUUUGUCUCACUGCUUGACAGGCCCUCUCAACAAAAAUGUAAACAUUCAUCAUGUGGGUCUAGCAAAAAUGUGCUUACAUCUGACCUUAUAAGACAUAGGCAUUCAGGCUGCAUAGUACACUUUCACAAGCCUUUCAUCAUUGCCCUCCCGAAGAGGAGAUUUCUCUUCGGUUAUGUUGUGGAAGACAAAGACAAAUGACUGGCUCAACACAUUGCUUCAUCUUUCUCCUUCAGCAUUCUAAUGUCAAAAUGAAUACUCAGAAAUUGUUGUAUAGUUUCAACAAAUACAUUAAACUCUGAAGA